UCAACUAUCCCAGUACGACAUUUUCGCUUGCUUUGAUCAAAGAACACCUUUUACACCAUUUUAAAUCUAGCUGUAUCUUUACUCAAUAUACAGCAUCAUCAAAGAUGAUGGGCAAGGCGGAACCCAGGCGAGGGCCAAAAUUUCAGUCGUUGUUCACCAGGAAAUGUUACACCUGGCACUCGCCGGAAAUCUCCUUACAUCAAUCGAAUCCGGGCCCCAACUUUACUCUAUUGGACUCCUGCCAACCUACGGCGGUCCAGCCGAUGUCAUUCUUCAAUCGCAAAUUCCUCUCAGACUUGAACGCUGUGAAAAAAGCAAUCUCGAAUGCUUUUUGAAGAUUGAAGCUCCUUACCAGGCGCCGCCAAAACUCACGGAAGAGGAAGAGAACGUUAACGUCUCUUUUCUUGCUCUCCCGGCUGCGGGCGCCCUCGAGACUUAUAAAAGCAUCGGAGAGUUCUAUACCAAGCUUGAAGACAUGAUCAAGAAGUCUGCACGCUAUGUCACUUUCAAGAACAAAAACCUGCAGUUUUCGCCGAAGGAAUUUUUCGCUGACAAGAUGAUUGAGGUGACUGACCAAGAGUCCGCACACAACGCCUUAAAGAUCAUUAUAGAUCAAGGUGAAGGUAGUGUUGGAGUCGAGGAUGCACAUUACCAAAUGUUCCUUGAUCUUUACAAGAGGCGCACCGAGUGGGAAUGUCACGCUGUGCCGAACUCGCCAAAGGCCGAGAUGUACAAGGAGAACAAGCUCGUGUAUGAGCUGGCACUUGCAUCAAACGCAGCCUAUUGCUACUUGCUCAUCACGAUCCAGAAGACCUGGCAAGUUAGCAACCUUGUUCUUCGGCGCGCCCUCAUCAGCAACACGCAUUCGAUCAUGAUCGAUAUCAUGACACCCAUAGCCGAGGUCAUGGUUGAGGAACCCUUCCAGGAUGGUAAAGCUGCUCCCCCAUUCCAAUUCUACCCAACCAAUGCCGGAGAAGAUCUGAGUAGAGUUGAUGAGGCAGCAAAUGAACUGCGGGAAGCGAUCAAACUUCAUCUUGGAAACGCGAUCAAUGAAGUUCGUGAUGUGAAGAAGAAGGAAAUAUUAAAUGUCAUUAAAUUCUCUGUAGACCACGUCCUGUGGCCUAUACCUGUACUGGAUGACUCUGCGUAGAUAGUCUUACAAAUAGGUGUGCUGCCUGCAGCUCAACUGUGUAUGAACAUGCUUAUUAUGACACGCGCUGUAUUACUA
This is a messenger RNA of Suillus paluster, 1228 nucleotides long. Its product is annotated as ferritin-like-domain-containing protein. Bases 164 to 1150 code for a protein of 328 amino acids. The record is from RefSeq and is a predicted model, not a curated record. Lineage: Eukaryota; Fungi; Basidiomycota; Agaricomycetes; Boletales; Suillaceae. The transcript has 5 exons.